AUGGCUUCACAUUCAGCUCUGCCACAGAAUAAUUCAAAAGUCAAGGUUAAAGUGGGAGAGGAGGAAUGCCUCAUCGAUACCGAGAAGAUCCCAUACUUUGCAGCUUUCACCAGAUUCCAGGACCUCUCUGGUCAAAGUGCAGCUUCGGUGCCCGUGCACGGCGAUAUUCCUUUCUUUACCAUUAUCAACCAAUGCGUUGACAUCGGCUACAGGAACUUCUUCCUCAAGCUGCCCCUGAACCUUCAGGACUAUCACACAGUCUGCGAGACCCUGCACUUUCUUGCCAUCGAUCUUUUAAAGGGACAGAAACUUCGUGAUGUCUUCGACGAAAUGAAGAAGGGGAAGACGGACUUCGACGACUACGGAAAAGCGGUGAAAGGACACCGAAGGGCGGCACGGGACGCGGCAUUCAAGCUACUGUACUUGUUCCUUGUCGACGAAUUCGAGUCCGAUAUCAAGGACAGCAACAUGGCAUUCAACGCAACACUUUUCGUGGUGUCGCAUCCAGGCAUCUUCAAGGCUGCGGCUCGAAAGAUGGUGCGAGCUGCGUUUGAAGAGCGCUUUGUCGUUUCGGACAAACAGCAAAAGGGCCUCAACAAAUGGCCGAUCACGGGCCCUGUUGGAGAGGAGUGGCGAGAGGAUGACAGGACAACAGACGAGGAACCUGCUGACUUUUACUCGGACUGGUCGGACUUUUCUGAUUGA
This is a messenger RNA of Diaporthe amygdali, 705 nucleotides long. RefSeq lists its product as uncharacterized. The transcript has a single exon. NCBI's taxonomy places the organism in Eukaryota, Fungi, Ascomycota, Sordariomycetes, Diaporthales, Diaporthaceae. The record is from RefSeq and is a predicted model, not a curated record. The coding region runs from base 1 to 705 and encodes 234 amino acids.